Messenger RNA from Abrus precatorius (Indian licorice), 387 nucleotides. RefSeq lists its product as uncharacterized. Gene Ontology annotation, biological process: negative regulation of cell population proliferation. The record is from RefSeq and is a predicted model, not a curated record. The coding region runs from base 73 to 378 and encodes 101 amino acids. The transcript has a single exon. Lineage: Eukaryota; Viridiplantae; Streptophyta; Magnoliopsida; Fabales; Fabaceae.
GUUUGCAAUAGUAACAGUCCAUACUUGAUCUAGAAGACCCAGAAUUACUAGCUUCCUAUCUUGCCCAAUUACAUGUCUUCUAUGCUAUAUAAAUACCUAAUCGAAGCUGAAGCUACCAUCAUGUUUCUACCAUUAUAUUUACUGCUUUAUGGUGGCAAAUCAGAAUCAGUACACAACUUGCCAGAAAAAUCAUUCAUGGCAGUGAAGGAAACCAACACAAGCCAAAACAGUCAGCAGCAGCAACAACAAGUUUGUGAUCCUUGCAAGUCUUUUGGCCAAAAGUGCAGCCACCUUGUCAAGAAGCAGCGUGCAAAAUUCUACAUUCUUCGCCGUUGCAUCGCCAUGCUUUUGUGUUGGCAUGAGCGUGGAGAGCACUGAGCCAAGGCU